CGGGGGCUAUCGAGGGCCGGGCCGGUGUCACAGCCCGGGGCCCAUCGGGGGCUAUCGAGGGCCGGGCCGGUGUCACAGCGCGGAGCCCAUCGGGGGCUAUCGAGGGCCGGGCCGGUGCCACAGCCCGGGGCCCUGCCGGUUAUAGUUGUUUCCAUUCAGCCCUCGGUGUUUACCCCACGAUCGGCGUCUUCCUCAGGCAAACAAGGCUGUAGGCCUGAAGGUGAAGCAGCCACAGCCCGGCCUCUUGUGUUCGGUUGAAAAGAUGGGGAAUGCUGAAAGCAAUGCCUAUCAGAAUCACCUUUCCAGAUUUCUUCCAGAGGAGCAGUCUGACAUUGAUGGACUCUUUGAUACCUUAUCAGGAUCCAGUGGCUCAUCUGGAGCAAAAAAUGCCAAAGCUGCAAAGAAAACUGUGACUCUGGCAGCACUACAGGCACACACCCGGGAGCCCCUGCCAGAGGCAAUGACUGCUCGGUUGUACAGUGGGAUGAAAAGCAUUGACCUGCCUGGCAAAUCAGCCGGGCUCAGUGAACAGAUUGCCAAGGAGCAGUUUGUAAUUUUUAUGUCCAACCUCCUAAAAGGGAAUGCAGAUGAGAAGAUUAGCAUCAUAAUGAGAAUGAUCGCCAAGACGGGAGGGCCUCUGAAGGGCAAACAAAUCCAAGAGUUCACAGAGGAUCUGAUCACAUCUGUAGUCCACGUACUGAGCUACAGGAAGGAGCUGAAGGGUUGGAGUUUGGAGAAUACAAGGGAUUCUUCAAGUGGAGUCAAAGCUUUGGCUUCUGAGCUGCUCUCAGAAUUGAAACUUCCAGAUGGGACAAAACCCGUGGGUUCUCAGCUGCUGGAGACGAGUUUUGACCAGAGUGUCAUUGAGGACUGGGUGUACAGAGUCCCCCAGAUCUCAGUUUUCCUCAGUGUUGUCAUCAGGCAAGGCCUCCACGUCCUGCAUUCCCUCCCAGACCAAACCAACGACAUCCUCAACCUGGUUCCUCACUGCAAAGGCAUCAAAGGAAGAGGAGUUGUCAGUCUCUUUGACAUCCCAGCCAUCAUCUACAUCAACUCCCACCUGCCUGCAGAGAUGCAGCACAAGUGGCAGCUUUUAUUUUCCUCCAGGCUCCACGGGGAAAGCUUCUCCCAGCUCUGUGCCCAUAUAGUGAACAAAGGUCCUUGCAUAGUGAUCAUAAGGGACUUGGAUGGUUUCAUCUUUGGUGGGUUUGCAUCUCACUCCUGGGAGGUGAAGCCACAGUUUCAAGGUGACAACAGAUGCUUUCUGUUUUCUGUUUUCCCCACUCUGGCUGUGUACACAUACACAGGCUACAAUGACCACUACAUGUAUUUAAACCAUGGCCAACAGACUAUGCCAAAUGGACUUGGUAUGGGUGGGCAGCAUGGCUACUUUGGGCUCUGGAUAGACAGUGACUAUGGGAAGGGGCACAGCAAAGCCAAACCUCGCUGCACCACCUACAACAGCCCCCAGCUGUCAGCCAAAGAGGAUUUUACACUGGAUGCCAUGGAAGUUUGGGCAGUGGGAGAUGCUCCUGAGAGUGCAGGGAAGAAAGGUAAGAAGAGUAUCCUGGAUGUGGAUCCUCAGGCUCAGGCCUUGCUGGAAAUGGCUGGGAAAAGCCGUCAGAGCGAGGGCCUGCGGGAGCCCAUGGAAGAGGAAGAAGGUGAUGAUGAUGAGAACUAAAGAAGCCACAGUAACAUGUAAAAACUUCACUUUGGUUUUCUUCAAGUGCUGGUGAUGUUCCUUGGACAAGAUAUUCCUUUUUUUUCUCCUUGAAUGUACCUAACUGUCUGGGACAAAGCUUAAGCCUUGUACUUGUGUAAUAUUUAGGUGUAAAGCACUAAUCUGCCUGCAGGGUUUUGUGUGGGGAGGACAGAAAAAUUACCUGGGGACAAAAUCAUUAGGCAUAGCUGAGCUCCAGCUGAAUAUAAAUCUGCUUUCAUUCCCCAUAGAUCAUGUCUGCACACUGAAUUAAAAGCAGCAGAAGUUAUUGACAGUGUGGCUUUCUGUCCUGGAGAAUUGACAUGUACAUAGCUGUAUAUUUAUAAAACCUGUUCCAGGCACUGAUUAAAGCUCUUAUACCUCAACUGCACAUAUUUAUUUGCAUGCAAUGGAAUUAGUCAGCAAAGCUUACAGACUGGCACAAUGUCUUACAGUGCUGAACAUAGAAUAGCCCACAUGAUGCCAUAUGAAGGGUGCUAUAAAUCUGCAUUGCUUCAGUUAAAGCAUUAAAUUUCGAGCUUUCUAAGUCAGAUUUUCAGCAGCUGAUUCCAUGCGAGCUGUAGGAUGUCACACAAGUUUUAUAGUACUACACUCUCCCUAGUGCAGCUCUCUUCAUCUGUUUCUGCAGAAACUUGUCUGUUGCUUUGUAAACUUAGACCAGAAUCAUCGGAGCCAUAUUUAUCCUAAAAAUACCUCCAGCAGAAUUCCCUAGAGAAGGUAAAUUCUUCAGUAGCCUCAUGAGACUGGAGUAAAAGGCUGUAAAAAAGGUUGAGUAAGAAGGAGCCACAGUUAAUUGAGAAUGGAAUCUGCAGAUAUUGUGAAAGAAAUAAAAAUCAGGGUUAUGUCUGUAAAAUGUUUAAAGAAGAUUGCUGUACACUUUAUUUUCACAUAAUGAAUCAUUAUUAUGGAAAAGGAUCCCCACAAUGUGAAAUGCAGUUGUUGGAGUUUGUGCUCUGUUUUGUGACUCUUCACCACUCACCACCAGUUUUGUCAGGUCUCUUAUACUCAGGACUUUUUCCACUUGAAUUAGUUCCCAUCUCUCAGUAAUUAUUAGUUUGACCUUGCUAAUUCCAUCUGUAAUUGACUUGUCAAAACUAACCCUGAUUUUUAGCAGGGGCUGCAAUUUCUAACUCAGCAACAAGUGUUUGGUUAUCAGUGUCUCUGACUGUCAGUUUUUCUCCUCCUGAGGAGAAGGACUGUGUCCAAUCCCCUUUGUGCUGGCAUGAAUUUGUCUUCUUUGCAGCUUAGAGAAAAAUAUUAUUCUAUAAUUUCUGCUCAUGUGGCCUUCCUUAAAAUUAUUUCCCUUGGUGUUUUCUUGUAUGAGAUUUUCCCCCACCUGUUGUUUUUCAUAGGGAGCCAGAUUUGAAUAUUCUGAACAAUCUGCACUUGUGCCUUAACAUAGAUCUCAUUUGUAAAAAUUAGAUGAAUUUAGUUUUGAAAGGAGAGCAUGAACAAAUCACUGCAGCCAGGUAUCCUAGGGCUCAGCUGUGUGUUUUGUGGAGUACCUGAACUAAUGCUUGGGGCAUUUCCAUGCUGUUUGUUGCAGUACAGAGAGUGCUGUGAAAGGCCUGGGAGAAUGUCCUUUUAUGCUGUACUUGCUUAGGGAAACCAGAUAAUCUCCCAGGUUUGUAACACACAGAAAAAAAUAAGCAUCAGAACAACUGCACUGAUACUUUUGUAUAGUUUUCUUCUCUCUCUAUAUAAAUAAUAUUAAAUUUUACAAUGUAAGGAGUAGUAAGUACAUGAUGCUGUAAGUGUGGUAGUAGCAGCUUUUGUUUGAACAUUCUCAAACUCCCACCAUGAGUCUCAGAGGUUUUUUUCACUUAACAGUGACUAAGCCAAUUAAACACUCACAUGUAGAUGGCACACAGGCUGAGACAGUUGAAUUUCUGCAGUUAAACAUAAAAUAAUCAGCUAGACUUUAUUCUCCUUCCAUUACAAGGCAGAAGCUUGUUUUUGAGAACUAAAACCAUCUGCAAGGGUAUAAAAAAACUGAAUUGUACAAAGCUGCUCUCCACAAAAAAUAUUUCAGUGGGCAGGUUUUCUUUGAGUUUUAAUAUCAGUAAAGCUGUUUCUUUCUAGGUUAUGAACCCAAAAUAUAAUCCUGCUUGAACUCUUGUGACAGCAUAGCAUUGUGACCUCUGAAAUUGUAGUUUUUUGACAAGUUUGUGUCUGAGACUCUUCCUCUUCACUUUGAGGGUGUUAAACUGGGGCAAGAAAACUGACACUGGCACUUUAGCAAAUGUCUCAGUGAAACAUUGUUUACUAGGACACCACUGAUCCAACCAGCAGAUGGGAUUAUUCCAAAUUGUUCUUUAAAUGUAAAAGACGAGCUUGGGAAAGACUCAAUAUUUAUUUUAACCUGAACUUAAUCAUUAAGAAAUCUGGGCUUCAUGUUCAUGCACCUAAAAAUGUCCAGAAAGCUUUUGUCAGCAGUGGGCUUAGCUGUGAUCUGAACAGCUCAGUCCCUUCUGUGCAGUUUUGGCCCAGCUGCACAGCCCAACAUCCCUGCUCUGUUCCUGACUCAUCUUUAUUCUCAGGCUCUUUGGAAGUGAGUCCCUUUCCCAUUAAAUCCAUCCUCUGCUGAGCACUGGGUCUGAUCAGCCUUCCCUUCUUCUCCUGUCAGGCACACAGGUACAAAACCUGACAGCUGGGGGUUGGCACUUCAGCUCCCUGCUCCACGGUUUCCUUGCUGAGUCAAGGCUGGAAAUCUGGGAAUCCACAGACACUACAGAUUGAAGGAAAAGAAAUGCUUCAAGGCAGGUCUUUUCCACUCUUCUAGUGAAACAUUAAAGGAUGUGUCUAAAUCACGAGUCUCACUCAGACACUUGUCAGUAACAUUUUAAAAUGUAGAUUUUAUUAAUAAAAAUGAUUUUGAUUUAAAUAAAUAAAAUUUCAGUUUAUGCACAAUAGA
Molecule: messenger RNA, 4634 nt
Organism: Melospiza georgiana
Lineage: Eukaryota; Metazoa; Chordata; Aves; Passeriformes; Passerellidae
Gene: MEAK7
Product: MTOR associated protein, eak-7 homolog
Exons: 9
Coding region: 263-1681 (472 amino acids)
Biological process (GO): TOR signaling
Source: RefSeq, a predicted model, not a curated record